Messenger RNA from Peromyscus eremicus (cactus mouse), 864 nucleotides. RefSeq names its product distal-less homeobox 3 (gene Dlx3). NCBI's taxonomy places the organism in Eukaryota, Metazoa, Chordata, Mammalia, Rodentia, Cricetidae. The transcript has 3 exons. The record is from RefSeq and is a predicted model, not a curated record. Gene Ontology annotation, molecular function: DNA-binding transcription factor activity, RNA polymerase II-specific; RNA polymerase II cis-regulatory region sequence-specific DNA binding. Bases 1 to 864 code for a protein of 287 amino acids. Gene Ontology annotation, biological process: regulation of transcription by RNA polymerase II; embryo development; epithelial cell differentiation.
AUGAGCGGCUCCUUCGAUCGCAAGCUCAGCAGCAUCCUCACCGACAUCUCCAGCUCGCUUAGCUGCCACGCGGGCUCCAAGGACUCGCCCACCCUGCCCGAGUCUUCCGUCACUGACCUGGGCUAUUACAGCGCUCCCCAGCAUGACUACUACUCGGGCCAGCCCUACGGCCAGACGGUGAACCCCUACACCUACCACCACCAGUUCAAUCUCAAUGGGCUCGCUGGCACCGGCGCUUACUCGCCGAAGUCGGAAUAUACCUACGGGGGCUCCUACAGGCAGUAUGGAGCGUACCGGGAGCAGCCGCUGCCUGCCCAGGACCCAGUGUCGGUGAAAGAGGAACCAGAAGCCGAGGUGCGCAUGGUGAACGGCAAACCCAAGAAAGUCCGAAAGCCGCGCACCAUCUACUCCAGUUACCAGCUGGCUGCCCUGCAGCGCCGGUUCCAGAAAGCCCAGUAUCUGGCCUUGCCCGAGCGCGCCGAGUUAGCUGCACAGCUGGGCCUCACACAAACACAGGUGAAAAUCUGGUUCCAGAACCGCCGCUCCAAGUUCAAAAAGCUCUACAAGAACGGAGAGGUGCCGCUGGAGCACAGCCCUAACAACAGCGACUCCAUGGCCUGCAACUCGCCGCCGUCACCAGCCCUCUGGGACACGUCUUCCCACUCCACUCCAGCCCCCGCCCGCAAUCAGCUGCCCCCACCGCUCCCAUACAGUGCCUCCCCCAACUACCUGGAAGACCCCACCAACUCCUGGUACCACGCACAGAACCUCAGCGGACCCCACUUACAGCAGCAGCCACCUCAGCCGGCUACCCUGCACCAUGCCUCCCCGGGGCCCCCGCCUAACCCUGGGGCUGUGUACUGA